AUGGAUACUCCCAGUAGCUUUGGUAUCCUGUCAGACUUCCACUACACGCCAUGUUCGAUGAGCUCGUCAGGGCGGCCCUUGUCCCGCCGCGCCUGCAACGAGUGUCGCAGAAAGAAGACGCGAUGUGACUCGCGCCAUCCGAAAUGUUCCCUUUGCGCCAAUACCGGCAGCACUUGUACCUACCGGAAACAACAGCAGAGACAGCGCGUACGCAGGCUUUCCCCAGCCGCCAGCAGUUCCUCCGUAGACAUUCUGGAGUCGGCAGACAGCGGGCUCAACACGAGACAGGGCCUCUUCGGACUGGAGGGGUUCGAUGCAUUGGAUGAUCUCGACACUAUCCUUUGCGACUUAAAGAGCAUAGAUGACCAACCAAGUGGGUCUCCAGAACCCAUGGCCGCAUUCGGUUCUUUUGGAGCAUCGCCUGGGCUAAAAUCAAUGCUCCAGGAAUGCUUUCCAACUCCAGUGGAGCCAAGCCCAAUGGAAUUCGGAACCUCCAACUACGAUAGCUUGUCAAUCAGUUCAGACCUCGCGGACGAAUUGAUUGACUUGUACUUCGACAAGGUCCAGGGGAUUUGCCCACUCUUCAUGCGGGAAAAGUUCGACGAGGAUUACCGACCUCGCGGAACGUGCCGAGACGAGCGAUAUUGCAGAUUAUCUCCAGUAGCCAUGUUUGUCCUCAACGGUAUGUUUGCGCUUUCUGCAAGGUACAGUUCAUCGGACCGGUUUGUUGGUCUCGACCCCCACUGCCGAGACCAGCAGUUUGUGAAGCAGGCGAUGGACUUGUGGGAGUUCAUACAGAAGGACUGGAGUCACUCAGUCCGGAAUCUACAAUGUCUGCAAGGUCUCAUCCUGUUGGCAUUUAACUUUUUACAAUCUGGCCCUUCGGAGACUGCCUGGAAUCUAACUGGAACUUGUGUUCGCCUCGCAUAUGACCUGGACCUACAUACGAUGGAUGCCGACAAGAUUGAUUCCGAAGCAAUCAACUGGCAGGAUGGGCUUCAACACCGGUGGGCUUACCUUGAAGAGAAGCGUCGGGCUUGGUGGAUGGUAUGGGAGAUGGAUACAUUCUCAUCCGCGAUUUCCUCACGACCCUAUGGGAUUGACAGUCGAGUAGUCCGGGUUUUACUUCCUGUUUCAGAUAAAGAUUGGACCAACAAAUCUCAAGCACGGUCUGUUUCGCUAGGUUCAGCUAGUGAAAUGCCAUGGCAGGGCAUCAUUGGCUCGUCGAACCAGUGUGAACGUGCAUGGUUUCUCGUGUGCUUGGCCGUACUCAGACGCACUACCGAUACGAUAUUGUCCGGAGCGUCGGUUCAGGAACUGCAAAAAGCGGAAGAUACCAUUUCAUGUGCAUUCCUGGCCUUGCCAUCUCCAUUCUACGACCUGCCAUUAUCGAAAGCAAUCUGGCAGUCUGAUGUGGUAAAAUACAACUGGAUGGCUUGCUCGCUGAUUGCACUCAAUUGGGCUCGCAGUCGGAUUAACUUCGAACUCCACGAGAAGCUGAGAAUGGCAUCUGCAGUUCAAUACCAAGCCCAUGGUCACAAGCCAGCUCGCUCUGUCUGUAUGCUCUCCUUUGAUAUUCUGUGCGGUAGUCGGACUGGGAGCCGUCCAUGUUCCCGAGGGUUACGCGCAAAAUUUGAGGGCUCAAUUAUCUUGUCUGUAUGGCGAACAUACCAGCUUGGUUUUGUGCAGCGUUGGGAGGCAUUGGGCUAUAGGAAGGGCGCUUUUGGAGGUUAUCGAAUUUUCUAA
Molecule: messenger RNA, 1746 nt
Organism: Aspergillus nomiae NRRL 13137
Lineage: Eukaryota; Fungi; Ascomycota; Eurotiomycetes; Eurotiales; Aspergillaceae
Product: Zn(II)2Cys6 transcription factor
Exons: 4
Coding region: 1-1746 (581 amino acids)
Biological process (GO): regulation of DNA-templated transcription; DNA-templated transcription
Cellular component (GO): nucleus
Molecular function (GO): DNA-binding transcription factor activity, RNA polymerase II-specific; zinc ion binding; DNA binding
Source: RefSeq, a predicted model, not a curated record